GGAGUAGUCUAUUCAAAUAUACUACUCCCCGUUUCCAUCGCCUCCUCACUCCCUUCCAUUCCAUUCCCUUUGCGCGCAGCCUCGUCGCCUCGCCUCGCCGAUCCGCCUCUCGUUCCGCCCGCCUUCCGCCCCCUCAAGAUGGUGAAGGUCGACACGUCGGCAUUUGUGAUCUUGCUGUAUUGUGCUUCCCCAAUGGUAGCUGUGGCUUGGCAGGCAGAACCUUUGCAAUGGUCUCUGCUACUUCUGUUGGGGAUCUGGCUCAUCGGCUGCUUCAAGCUCUUCGGUCUUCUCCAUAUAAUGUUUCCAGCAUAUCAUGGAGACAACCACAGCAUGGGAGCAGCAACACCAACAAGCCCAGCAUGUGUUGAACUGGUGAACCGUGCGGAGGUGGCCUGGUCCGGCUACAUCCUGAUGGCCGCACCAGUGUUGGCCGUAUGGGCUGGCUUCAUCAGUGGACCAGAAAUCUCCUUCCUGGCAUUCUUGCUCCUGCUUCUUGGGUGCCGGUUUGUUUACCUUGCUAUGCUCGCACCGUCCAAGUUCAAGAUGUCCUUGCAACAUUUUCAUGGCCCACAUCAAAAAAAAAAAAGAAAGAAGCUAGCUAAACAUCUUGUAUAGUAGUAUGUCCCACCAAAAAAAAAAAACAUGUGUCAAACUGUUUGUGAGUUGUCAGUUAUCCCCGCAAUGUCUGUACCUGUAGGCUCUGUAGCUGUACUGUGGUAUUAUACUAGUAGUUAUGUUGUGUAUGUCCCAUAUAACUAUUCAAAAAAGUCUGUGUGUGGUGUGCAGGGUCAGAGGGUCCAUCAUAGAACUUUAUUUUCUUGUGUAUUAUUAUUGUGUGGUGUAUGUCCGAUAUGCCUUGUAUUUGAAUACAAAACCUUACUGUGUGAAAUAUAAAUACCGUAUUGUAUAUUA
This is a messenger RNA of Oryza sativa Japonica Group (Japanese rice), 912 nucleotides long. NCBI's taxonomy places the organism in Eukaryota, Viridiplantae, Streptophyta, Magnoliopsida, Poales, Poaceae. The record is from RefSeq and is a predicted model, not a curated record.